CGCGUCAAUUGUCAAUUGGGCACUUCCACACCCAACCCAGCUCAUCGCCGUAGUACGUAUAGCAUUUGAUCGCGGUUUGGGGAAAGGAGAGGAAGUACUCGGGGCUGUCUCUGACACCCCCCAGGACCGCCAAACAAAUUCUAGUCAAAGACAGGCGGCGGGCAAGUCCAACAAAUGCCACGGCAGUGCUACAGUCAUAUCCGCGAAUGUAGGCAGAGCACAUGUCGUCGACAGCCGCCAGAUCGGUUGCUGCCGACAAGAUGAAGAAAGCCAAUGGCGCAGGACUAGCAGCAGAUUCAACGACAAGAUCGGGCACGUCGCGUUCCCGAAUGAACUCCACCGCAAACAACAUCAACAACAACAACAACAACAACAACAACAACAACAACGGCAACAACCCAAACGACACCAGCUUCAGGAGCGAGCGCGAACGGCAUAAUGCGCGAUACAAGGAGGCCUCGCCCCAGCCCGACUCCCAGUCCAACUCUCAGACCAGCCAUGGCUAUGCCCAGACGUCCCAUAAGAGGUCCGCCUCGGGCAACCUGCGCCCAGUUAGCAAACUUGAGGAGCGACGAACCGAAAAGGUCAAGGUGACAACCCGCGAGACGGUCGUGUCCCGCACCAGGAGUCCGGACCGCCGCGGCGUGCAGCCACCGCACAGGGAGCAGAGGGGCAGCGACCUCGGAAAGCAUAGGGUGGCCACCGAAUUGCGGCCCAAGGACAAUCGCCCUGAACAGCCGCAGACGGUCUGGGAGCCCGAGGCGUCGCUCCUGCCUCUCACUACGGCGCCCUUGGCCUCGCGUAUCUCCAUCCCACCCCUGGCGUCACAUCAGCCUGCCGCCCUGCAGCCCAGGCCCUUGUAUGAACUUCCGCUCGCUGCUCAGGAGGCCUUGAUCUUGGAGGAUCUGCUUUAUGUAUUUAUGGGUAUUGAGGGCCAGUACAUCCGCUACGCCAAAGUCUAUAACCCCAAUGAAGAACGAGAUCGCCUCACCGGUCCCACCUUCAGGAUUCUUCCAGGCUUGGAUCCCAGCUUACAGGACCUGACCGCCUCAAUGCUGAGGAUGGCCACCCACUACUCGGCGCUCAUGGAGUUUGUGGAUGUACAGAGCAGGGAUGAGUUUGGGACUGUCAACCAUGCUCUCUGCGCCUCUAUACGGAAACUCCUCCAGGACUACCUCGUAUUGAUCGCGCAAUUAGAGACCCAAUUCUUGACGGACGAUGGUUUCACCCUCCAAGUACUCAAUAUUCAUCUGCUUCCAACAAGUCACAUGAUGCUACAGCUACAUGGCCUGGCGCACGAGCUGCUGAAGAAAAACGCCCUUUUGGACGAUGAGAGUGAUGAAUCAAGUGACGAUGACGACCCCAAUGACUAUGACAAGAUUGUCAACCAGUUGAGGGAAGGUGGUGACAUUAUCCCGGGAAACAUGGGUGGCAAGAAAAUAUCCAAAGGCGGUGCCGUUUUGGGCAUCAUCACAAGCAGACUUGACACAAUGUCAGGAGACCCCGCAGCUCGCGCACUGUUGACGACGCUGCUAAAGGAUGCCAGCAGGCCUUAUAUGGCCAUGCUCAACGAGUGGCUGCAUCACGGUGCAAUCAACGAUCCACAUGCCGAGUUCCUGGUCAAGGAGCAAAGAAGCAUCCGCAGGGACAGGCUUGAGCAGGAUUAUACAGACGAAUACUGGGAGAGACGAUACACCAUUCGAGACCAGGACGUGCCUCCACAGCUGCAAGGAUUGAAGGAUAAGGUACUACUUGCUGGGAAAUAUUUAAAUGUCGUGCGGGAAUGUGGCGGUGUCGACGUCAGCAAACAAGUCAAGGACGUCCCCCUGACUUUUGAUGAUCCUCGCUUUCUGGACAAUGUGCACAAUGCCUACGCUCAUGCGAACGAAUCUCUGAUGCAGCUGUUGUUGACAGCGCACUCGCUACCUGCUAGGCUGGGCUCGAUGAAACACUACUUCUUUCUCGACCCGUCGGACUACUUUUCGUACUUCCUCGAGCUUGGCGCCGCGGAGCUUAAGAGGCCCGUCAAGUCGGUCAACACGAGCAAGCUUCAGUCAUUGCUGGACCUGGUAUUGCGCCAGCCUGGCACGGUGGUGUCUCUUGACCCGUUCAAGGAGGACGUCAAGGUCGAGAUGAAUGAGGUCCCUCUGAUCAAGUCACUCCAGCGGGUGGUCAACAUUACCGGUCUUGAUGUGGGUGAAACAUUUCAGCCCUCGACAAGCAUGCCCUCUGAGACGGACAAGAGUGCCAUUGGAUUCAACUGCUUGCAACUCGACUAUGCAGUGCCAUUUCCGGUCUCUUUGGUUAUCAGCCGAAAGACUGUGUGGCGUUACCAGGCUCUGUUUCGUUACCUGCUGUCUCUACGUCACCUCGAGUCUCUUUUGUCGAACCAUUGGCAGGCUCACAACCAAUGGGCACUUUGGACUCGCCGAAGCUCAUCGCACCGUAUCGAGGUAUUCAAGAGGCGCGUCCUCACGCUGCGUGCGCGAAUGCUGGUGUUUGUCCAACAGCUGCUCUAUUUCUGCACGGCUGAGGUCAUCCAGCCAAACUGGCAUAAAUUCAUGCAGAGCCUCGAGAAAAAGGAGGGUGCCAAAGGAUUGACGCGGACCGUGGACGAGUUGAUGCAGGACCACGUGGGCUUUUUAGACACGUGCCUAAAGGAGUGCAUGCUUACGAACAGUAAGCUCCUAAAGAUCAACGCCAAACUCAUGCACACGGUCUUACUCUUUGCCACCUACAGCAGGUGGUUUAAUCAGGAGUUGAAAAAGGCAGACCCUGAUUUGGCAGGACCAACAAAGCCGGCGGGCAUGUCAGAUCGGGACUGGGCGCUCAUCCAGGCCCUACCCACAGAGAGCAAAUCCUCAUCGGGUGGGGAGAAGCCGAGAGACAACAUGUUUGAAAUCCUUGCCAAGUGGGAGGUAAACUUUAGUCGACACCUACACAUCAUGCUAGACUCGCUGAACCACUACGCCGCGACGGAGACGGUGGUGUUGUUGAGCUUAUGCGCCCGGCUUAGCGCGGCAAGCGAGGGUAUUGAGACCCCCGGGGCAAGGGAACCGGACAACGAUAGCACCUGAGGCGCUUGAUUUAUAUAUAUCUAUGACUCUUUGAGUUAGGGCACCUAUAGAUGUGCUAGUCACUCGGUAUAGGGCACGGUAUGAUGGAUAUGUUGGUUUCCUAAGAUGGCUGGCUAUACCUACCUACCUACCUCUAAGGUGCCGGUACCUAAUGUAGUGUAGCCUAGAUAGAUGAUGGGGUGUGUUUUCGGCGUUCAAGAUACCCAGAUUUUCAAUGGCAGAGGGGCCACUUGCUAUGUAAAAGGAACCAGAGCCAAUCAAUCAGUUGCGGUUUUUUUGUUUCUUUUCUUUUUCCAGUACAGGCGGUCACCGGCACUACAUAAACCAUAUGAUAAGUUAUAGGAGUGUACUAUGCAGGAACAUACAGUGUGAUGUUGUACGAUUUGAG
Molecule: messenger RNA, 3465 nt
Organism: Pyricularia oryzae 70-15
Lineage: Eukaryota; Fungi; Ascomycota; Sordariomycetes; Magnaporthales; Pyriculariaceae
Product: spindle pole body component
Exons: 2
Coding region: 222-3077 (951 amino acids)
Biological process (GO): spindle assembly; cytoplasmic microtubule organization; microtubule nucleation
Cellular component (GO): mitotic spindle pole body; centrosome; gamma-tubulin small complex
Molecular function (GO): microtubule minus-end binding; gamma-tubulin binding
Source: RefSeq, a predicted model, not a curated record